Molecule: messenger RNA, 477 nt
Organism: Dichotomopilus funicola
Lineage: Eukaryota; Fungi; Ascomycota; Sordariomycetes; Sordariales; Chaetomiaceae
Product: S-adenosyl-L-methionine-dependent methyltransferase
Exons: 3
Coding region: 1-477 (158 amino acids)
Source: RefSeq, a predicted model, not a curated record
AUGCUAGACGACCCCAAACUCGUCGUCUCCGAGGCUAUAAUGACAUCGCCCCCUGCACCCCAAAAACCACGUAUUCUCGAGCUCGGCUGUGGCUCCGGCAUCCCCACGACACGCAUGCUCCUCGACCGCGGAGCUCACGUGGUAGCCAACGACAUCGCGGCCAAACAGCUCGAGAUGGCCCGCGUCCACUGCCCCGAGGCCUCGUUCAUUGAGGAGGACAUGGCCUUGCUCGACUUCCGACCGGGCGGGUUCGACGGCGUGGUGUGUUUCUUCACUAUCUUUCACUUGCCGCGUGCGGAGCAGAAGGAGAUGUUUUUCAAGAUUCAUGCGUGGCUGAAGCCGGGCGGGUUUCGGGGCGCGGGGUUUGAGGUGCUGGAGUCGGAGACGCUGGCGGCGGGGAAUGGGGAGCUGGGGGAGAGCGAUCCGGAUUAUGGGGUCAAGUUUCGGUGGGUUGCUGCGAGGAAGUGGCGGGAGUAG